GGAAGGCCACACCGUAAAUAUGUCACACACACACACACACACACAUCUGGUCUUUAACAUGACUGGUGCGGUUUUGCGACUGCAUGUCAGUAAUGUUGAGAGGAGGAGCUGCUGCGUUAGUGCGUGCGUGCGUGCAUGCGAGGGCUAGGCGGUGUCCGUGCGUGUGUGCGUGCGCGAGCUGGGAGUCGGAUGCGAGAGAGGGGUUAGGGCGGGCGAUGCGCACGAGGACCUGGACGAGUGUCACUACCCCCAUGACCUAGCAGGGCCGCCUGCAGCAGGACAGACAAGAAAGCGGCCAGGAGGAGUGUGUGCAGACGGCGGCGGGAGCUCCUGGCACCCACGGCGGCUAUGGCGGUGGCUGGGCCAAUAAAAAAUGGCGGUGAGCGUGUGUGGGUCCGCCGCCGCGCGGCCGCACCGCUGCCACUCAGUCAGUCGCGCCGCCGAUCUCAGCAGGGCUAUACGCGCUGCUCCGCCGUCUUGUCACCGCCACUGCCUCAACCUCCAGCCUGCCGCUUCCGUCUACCCGGGUGGUGGUAGGGCAUAGUGGAGCCGGCGCAACGCCUCCAUUCCCACCACCGCCGCUGUCUCCGUCUCUACCACCACCAACAUUUCCACCACCAGUAACACCACACUACCAACAGUGUAUCACACAGUCCAAGAAGAUCUGCCAGUGUGUCCCAGAGUGGCUGCCAAAUAGCUCGCCACGGUGCCUCGACAACGCCUAGUAUCCACCACCACCACCACCACCGCCGCCGUCACCGCCACCACUACCACCACCACUACUACCACCACCUUCACCUCCCUCAAAAGAACCACCGUCGCCUCCUAUCCACCAGCAGUAGUUCCUUCACCAACACGGCGCUCCUCCAACACAGCCGCCAAGAUGUGGAACAGCGUGACCGAGUGCUGUUUAAGGAUCGCCAACCACUUCUCACGGAGGAAGAGUGUGUUGUAUGUGGGUGAGGCCAUGGCCGCCAGGGACCGUGCCACACGCUACUCCAGUGUACAGAAAGAUACCACCCUGGGCUUCCCCUACCAGGUCCCGCGGCCAGACGGUGAGGAGAGACACCCAACACGGAAACACCUCACUGGUUCAGAACAGGAGGCAGAGAUAAUGAGGGAGUACAUCAAGCCACCAGCCAACAAAACCCUCUUUGAUUUAGAAUGCGACGGCCCUCAUCGGUCGUGCUCUGUUUCAGUAUUUCCUACGCAGACUGAGUGUGGGGUGGCACAUAUGGGAGCACACCACCACCAUCGACACUCAGCUCCCCUCGACGCCCGAUCCCCACACCACCCGGCAGUGUCCGCAUCAUCGUCAUCAUCAUCAUCUUCAUCAUCGCUGCCAGGGUGGGGAUGUGGGGACGACGGCCGGGGGUCUCCUAGAAGGGGGCGGAAAACGGGAGGCUUUCAGAAAUCCCCGCUGGUGGCCAAUUGUUUGGCUCCAUUCACUUCAGCCAAAUACGAGCGGGCGCCUCACGCCUCCCAACAAGAGGGAGGUCGGCGGGGAGGUCUGCAGCAGGGAGGGUUGGGGACCAGCUCCCCGUCUCCUUCACACGAUUCCAGUAUCACCUUGCCCUACUGCCCAACCAACACCCUGGCAGACAUUACCAUGGUGUCAGUGCCGUGUGGACCCUCAUCUCACAGUCCCAGUUCCAGUCAUCUUGGAGGUCCAGGUGGCUCCCAAGGAGCUCAUAUGGGUAGCUUAGGAGUGCAAGGGGGCCUUCCACAUACUUAUGGACAGUCCUCACAGUCUCCCUGUAGUCCAACUGCAGACCAUGACCUUCCGCCCUUAUAUAGUGACGACGUGAUAGAAAAUUCCAGCUUAUAUACAAGUGCUAGUAGACCCUCAGAACAAAGGACAAAGAGUGGGGAAAUAUGACCACCAAGUCUUUUACUUAGUCUUUCAAACAUACUUUAUAAUAUCACUUAAGAUGUACUUGUUGUAAUGAAAGUUGUUAUAUCCCUUGGGAUGUGAUAGUGUGACGCGUGAUACAGCGCUGAAGCCAGCAGGUGUCUUGGUGCUCAGUGGUGGUGAGCUAGUGUUCAGGCUCACUCCUGUGCAUGACCAACUGCCAGCAUGCAUGUGCACUUGGGUGUGUGAGGGCAGCCAGGUGCAGUCCUGCUUUGUGCACAAUGCAUGUAGUUAGGGCAGGGAGACGUGCUAACGGGCUCACCCGUGGUGGGACCGGUGCACGCAUGAACCAGAGCAGUUGGGACCAGCUGUUGUAGUGGUGGAUGAAGGAAUCACCAGUGCCUGGGGUCCCAAGGACCAGUGCUAUGGUGUCUGGCAGCAGUGCAGCUCUGCCACACACUGCCAUGCACUGCUUACAGUCACCAGUUAUGGCUCACACAGUGUAUUGUAAGAGUGCUGCAGCAUUUCCAGGGCCAAGUCCCAUAUGUGAUAGGCCUUCUCUCUAUAUCUCACUGAACAGGUGAUGGAGUGUGGUGCGUGGCGAUGGCUGUGGAAGUGUGGCUGGGCAACCUGUAAAUGGUGAGGCAGGCAGACCAGAGACUCAGGGAACACUGCAAAAACCUAGAUUAUUAUUAUUACUAGUUUUAAUUGCAAAAAUAAAAUUGCUUUUAUUGUAUUGAUGUGAAAUAAUGUUAUGGUUUAAGGUUAAGUUCCCUGGGACUGGAUGGGGUGAGACAGGCCGUGGAGGUGUGGGAGGAUGGUGACAGUAGCAGGUGUAUUGUUAGUGGCACAGUUCUUCACUCAUAUGAUGUAGUGUGUAGUGUCAGAGGUGGUGGUCAGCCAAGUGACACUCCUUGCCAGCACCCCACCUGACACUGGCACAUGCACAUAUAUAUAUAUUCCAUUCGGUGACACACACGUGCACACCUCCAGGCUUGUUUGACCCCUGUGACGAGUAGUGGGCAACUCUCACUGUUAUUCCACUGCCAGGUAUAUAUAUAGGUUUUGUAAGACUUGCCUGUAAUUCAUUGUUCUGCCUGUCGGCAGGUAAUAUUCCUUCCACCCCAGCUGCUAAGCAGUCAUUGCAAGAGUGUAACAGAUCAAGAGGUGCAUGAUGAUGUCACAAUAAAUGACAGUGUGUGUGAACACUGUGAUGGUUGAAGGUCAACUUGUGUGAGAGAGAUGAGUCAGUACAGUGAGCCCAGCCACACCGCUCAUGGGUAUAUCCUCCACUCUUCUCUUUUGGCUCUUCUCACAAAUUUGGAUAUUAAACAGUGCAUAGUGUAAUGCCACUUGUGUUUUUUACAGUGCCAAUUGUGCAAAGUACAGUUCUGUUUGUCUGGUACAAAGUCACUAUGUUUGUACAGUGGUACUUGUACAUUAUACAAUGGUUCUUGUUCAUGGUUGUGUGGCACUCCUUCAUCAUACAGUGGUAUUUGUAUGUGGUAUAUUGGCACCUGCUCAGUAAACAGUGCCACUUGUGCCUAGUACAGUGCUAUGUGUGCCUGAUACUAUGCCACUUGUUCCUGGUACAGUGUUACUUGUGCCUGGUAGUGCCACCUGUGCCUGGUACACUGCCACUAGUCCUUGGUACAGUGCCAUUUGUACCAGGUGCAGUGCCACUUAUACCAGGUACAGUUCCACUUGUACCAUGUAUAGUGCUACUUGUGACUGAUAGUGCCACUUGUACUUGGUACAGUGCCACCUGUAUCAGGUACAGUGCCAUUUGUAUCAGGUACAGUGCCACUUGUACAUGGUACAGUGCCACUUGUACUUGGUACAGUGCCACCUGUACUGGUCCAUUGUAACCUAAUCAACAGGUUCCUCGGGUCAGCGGUGUGGCCCCCAAAAUACACUGUCACUACUUCUUCAAUCUGCCAUUCAUUGGUUAUAUCAGUCACUGGGGCCUGAAAAAAGUCUCGCUUCCUGGUGACAAAAUUUUUUUAUUGACUCCGAAAUUUUCCUACCAAAAAAAUAUACAAAAGUUAUAUCAAAUGGCACUUGUCUUAGCUUUCUCUCUUUUUCCUCUCCUCUUUUUUCCCUCUUUUUCCUCUCUUGCUCCAUUAUCCUUUCCUCUUCCUCCAUUAUCUUCUCCUUCUUCCUCCAUUAUCUUCUCCUACUUAUCUUUUUCUAAAAUCCUAUUUUCCUGUAUUCCCAUAUGUUAAUUUGGUAGCCCUCGUGGUGCCCAGAGAUACUGCACCAGGAUACCAGACCUUUUCAGGCCCCUUCAGUCACCAAACAUUUCCUAAGAUUCUGAAACUCGUACAACAUGAUAAUGAUGAAUGAUAAAAACUCUCAGAUUUUUUCUUCUUCUUUUACUUCCAUAUUUCUGUAUUUACAUAGUAUGAAUGUAAAAGAAAAGCCUACAAUGAUGUGUUGCAUGUUAAGACAAAAUUUAUUACGUGGUGAUUUUUUUUGGGGGGACACCAUCAGUUAAUGUACAGUAAUAGGAAAGAAGACCUGUUAAACCACCCAACCAUAGAGAACCAUUUUAUAAGGCCAAUGAUCAUUAUCUAAUCUUAUAAUUUAAUCAAUAUCAAGUAAACCUAUGAAAGGAAACAGUUUUAACUCAAAAUAAAGGGAUUGCUACUGUGGCUUAUAGAUUUUCUUUUAAGAGUUCUUAAUCUGAGGGAAGUUUCAAAGUAUUAUGUAUUGUUGAAAAGUAAAAAUACAAACAGAGGUAAGAUGAUGAUGAAAAAACAUAUUGUAAGGUUAAAAAUUGUAAUGUUAAUAUAUAAUGUGUAGCAAUGCCUUGUUCACGUCCAUUCAGCUUGGUCAUAUCUGUAGACAGUUCACUUCAUUUUUGUCAAAAGUACAUUUUAUUAUCUUCACACUCACUGAUCAUAUCACACUGCACAUAGCCAGGGUCACUGUUCUCCACUUGUUCUCCACUGCCAAUUAUACAGAGCACUGAAAAUAUGAUACAGCCACACAGAACAUCGAGAAUCACACACAUAACAAACAUGGCUCACACAACUAACAGCUACUCAAGAUACAAGUACUUGCUAAUAUUGAGGUGCUUAAUGUAUUGACCUUAAUCUUAAAAUUUUCUUACUGGUUGAGGUCACUAGUAAGAAUGUAAAUAGAUACAGUAAUAACAUGUUAGGGUCCUAGAAGGAACGAUUGUUGAAUAAGGAUAUUUAAAUUAUUUACCACAUUGAUUUGUUCUCGAUAACUUUUCUACUAGUACAGGCAGUUCAACUAUUGGCUUGUCUUUCUAAUAGUAUAGAUAAUAAAGAGGGUUUUAUUGUCGCUCCUAUAAGCCCUCUUUCAACUAAGUGUGGCUGAAGUGAAAUGAAGAGUAAUUAAGUCAGAGUUGCCAAAUGUGUCACCCAUCAAGGCAUACUGUAGGUAGAUACAGUACCAGGAA
Messenger RNA from Homarus americanus (American lobster), 5282 nucleotides. RefSeq lists its product as uncharacterized. The record is from RefSeq and is a predicted model, not a curated record. Bases 884 to 1879 code for a protein of 331 amino acids. The transcript has 3 exons. NCBI's taxonomy places the organism in Eukaryota, Metazoa, Arthropoda, Malacostraca, Decapoda, Nephropidae.